AUGAAUCUACCGACAAGAGCUUCUGGUGAGCGAACGUAAAGUCACGAUGGAACGAAACGUCGAAGCUCAAAUCUUCGACGACUUUUGCCUCGAAGCUGUCGUCCUCGUUUUUGGUGCGGUCUCGUUAACCACUCUUGGUUUCAUCGCUAUCAACAGUCACUCAGUCCUUGCCGGAGGCGAGCUGGGCCUCCAGCAGGUCCUCCUCGCAGUUCUCGUCUUCGGCAUUCUGCUGCGAGCAGGGCUAAUGGCGCUCGGAGUUGAAAAGUUCGACCUCGAGCAGUUCUCGGGACCUCUCUUCUUCCUGCUGUGGCACUGUAUCCUCCUCCUAUAGGAUGAGCCAACUUUUCUUCCCUUCCUCUUUCAGCUUGACGUCCUUGUCUGACGUACUAGCUCUACUCACGUACCGCUGAUCCUUAUUCCCGCUUCCUGAGGUGUGCCGAUCAGUGCUGGUAUUCGUUCGUCGAUGUACAAUUCAGAGAGGAUGCAACGAUGCGACAACAGUUUGAAUGACUUACAUAACAAUAACAAUUCCUUAUACUU
Guillardia theta CCMP2712 is the source of this 540-nucleotide messenger RNA. RefSeq lists its product as hypothetical. Bases 47 to 331 code for a protein of 94 amino acids. Lineage: Eukaryota; Cryptophyceae; Pyrenomonadales; Geminigeraceae. The record is from RefSeq and is a predicted model, not a curated record. The transcript is spliced from 3 exons.